Molecule: messenger RNA, 1212 nt
Organism: Penicillium alfredii
Lineage: Eukaryota; Fungi; Ascomycota; Eurotiomycetes; Eurotiales; Aspergillaceae
Product: CDC50/LEM3 family protein
Exons: 6
Coding region: 1-1212 (403 amino acids)
Cellular component (GO): plasma membrane; Golgi apparatus; endoplasmic reticulum
Source: RefSeq, a predicted model, not a curated record
AUGUCUCAGGCUGAGGUAGACCGCGCCGAGUCUAUUGACGAACAGGAACGCGCAAGGGAAGCGGAUGGUGACAAGAAGCCCAAGUCUCGGAGACCAGCCAAUACCGCUUUCCGUCAGCAACGAUUGAAGGCCUGGCAACCGAUUCUCACUCCCAAGAGCGUCCUCCCGCUUUUUUUCAUCGUCGGGAUUGUGUUCGCCCCUAUUGGAGGUGUACUUUUAUGGGCCAGUUCUCUUGUGCAAGAAAUCGUGAUAGAUUACUCGGAAUGUGCGGCCAAGGCGCCAGUUCAUGGCACCGAGCCCAUUAGUGACCGAGUCUCUGCAACAUUCAAAACAAAGGCUUCGCAACAGCCUUACUGGAGCCAGAAGCCCAAUACCGGAAAAAACACCACUACUUGCUCGCUGGUUUUCCAUAUCCCGGAACAGAUGGGCCCCCCGGUUUUCAUGUAUUACCGCUUGACAAACUUUUACCAGAACCAUCGUCGAUACGUUCAGUCCCUGAAUCUGGAACAAUUGAAAGGCUCGGCUGUCCCCAAAGCGUCAAUCACCAGCGGAGCCUGCGAACCCCUUGCCACGGACAAAGCAACGAAAAAGCCAUACUACCCAUGUGGGCUCAUUGCAAACUCCAAGUUCAAUGAUACCAUUGACAAUCCCCGUUCCUUAUCAGGCUCCCAUGAGUCCUUUUAUAACAUGACUACAAAUGGGACUGCCUGGAGCAGCGACAAGGAGCUGAUCAAGAAGACUGAGUACAAACCGGAGGACGUGGUUCCGCCACCAAACUGGGCAGAUUAUGGUGGUCGCUAUACAUCUGAAAACAUGCCCAACCUCAACGAACAGGAGGAUUUCAUGGUUUGGAUGCGAACGGCUGGCUUGCCAGCCUUCAGCAAACUCUAUCGCAGAAAUGACUCGCAUCCGAUGCCAGAAGGAACCUAUCAGUUGGAUAUCGUCGAUCGUUUCAAGGUUACCGAGUACGAUGGCACAAAGUCGAUUCUGAUAUCCACGCGGACCGCCCUUGGUGGCAAAAAUCCAUUUAUGGGAAUUGCCUAUGUGGCUGUCGGUGGCAUCUGUGUGCUUCUCGGGGCUCUGUUCACCAUUGCGCACUUGGUCCGACCCAGGAAACUUGGCGAUCACACCUACUUGACUUGGGAUUCAAACCAACCCAGUACCGCCGUAGCAACGGGGCGCGAUGAUCGGUUUGGUGCCAGUGCCCCUUGA